Molecule: messenger RNA, 3822 nt
Organism: Dermatophagoides pteronyssinus (European house dust mite)
Lineage: Eukaryota; Metazoa; Arthropoda; Arachnida; Sarcoptiformes; Pyroglyphidae
Source: RefSeq, a predicted model, not a curated record
AUGACGAAUCAAAUUGUUUCCCAUGAAGAUUCUAAUAGUAGUUUUAUCAAGGAUGUUGUAUUUUUCAAAAUCAAUUUUACCGAAUGGUUAAGCGAAUUAUGUAAAAAAUGGGGUGCUAUUGUUUAUGAUCAUACAGGAAAAGUAAUGAUUUCCGCUUUCUGUUUAUUUCUUUUGACUUUAAUUGGAUUUGUUCCUGGAAUUCCAAAUUGGCUCGAAGGCGCUUUUAAUUUAUAUACACUGCCUAAUACCGAGGCGCAAAAAGGUAUGAUAAUUCACGAAACGGUGUUUAAUUCUACAUUGUCGCUACCAAAUUUUUUGAUUAUUACUACUGACCCUCCUGGCGCCAAUUUAUUAACAUGGGAAAACCUAGAAAAAGUUCAGGAAAUUGAUAAUUUGAUAAGAGGACGCAUUUUAGAUCCAAUAGAUGGAAAAAGAAUCGCAUUACCGGCUCUUGAUAAAUAUUUACCUAAUCAAACUUCGAAAGGAACAAUAGAUAUUAACAAUUAUGACACUCCUUACGCGAAGCACGGGUAUAAUUUACAGAAAUACCGCUCCAAAGUUCAUAAACACAACAUUUAUGAAGAUGAUUACUAUUUAACUUUUGAAGAUAUUUGUUAUAUAAGUCCAUUUGGAAAAUGUCAAAUCAUUUCUAUAUUUGAAAUGGGUAUAUGGGAUAUCAAAAAAAUGCUUCCUAAAAAUGCGCCUCCAGAACUUUAUAUAAUGAACGGAUACAUUUUUAAUUCGGAAAAAAAAGCAUUCAUUCCUGAUUUUGUGCUGGGAAAUUACACUAGCUUUGAGUGUGAACGUGAGUUUCCUACUUCUGUAUUAUUGAAUUUGUACUCGAUGAACGAGUUGAGGCCGGGAAGUGAUUCAAACAAUUCAAUUGUGACAUUAGACUGUGUCACUUCCGUUGAAGCUUUUAAUUUUAUUUAUGAAUUACAUGACAAGCCUGAAUAUAGAAUUCGUAACUUUGCCUGGAUGGACAUAUUCUACGAUGUGUUAAGAAAGAAUAAACAUUAUGAUGGAUUGUUAUUAUCCGCAAAUUCUUUUAAGUCUAGAGAUGAUGAAUUGAGAAAUAGUACUAGUGAAAGUAAAGAUCUAAUAUUCGUAGUUUUUACUUUCUUAUCAGUCAUUGCUUAUACUGCCUUUAUGAAUUUUAGUAUUGAUUUAUACAAAAAUAAAUCCAUCGCAGCGUUUGCAGGAUCACUAAGUGCGUUAUUAGGAAUCGUAUCGGGUUUUGGCUUUAGCAGUCUUGUUGGCGUUUCUUUUGUUCCUACUGCACUUGUCAUGCCAUUUUUAAUAAUGGGUAUAGGUACUGAUGACAUUUUCGUUAUAAUAAAUAACUACUCUUUGACUUACUUUGAACCAACGCCUCGUAAAAGAUGUACAGCUACGAUGAAAGAUUGUGGUGUCAGUAUUAUUUUAACAAAACUAACUUCUCUGAUUGCUUUCGCUGUUGGAAUUAAUAGUCCAUACAUUAGUAUACGAAACUUUUGUAUUUUUUCAAUGAACGGUUUGCUUUUCAGCGUCUUUUACGAGUUAACAAUUUUUCUUGGCGUUUUAUUUUAUGAAGCCCGCCGUGAAUUUGUUAGAACUACAAAAGUCUUUUCCUCUAAAGCAAGUAGAAAAAAUGUUGAAAUGAUGGAAAAUACAAAUGCUAUAUCUACAUAUAAAAACGAACUCACCUGUUAUGAUGUGAUAAACGCGAAAGUCAAUAAAGAUUACGCAGAUUCUACUAAAUUCAAACCUAUCUUAAAACCGAAAUAUCUUAAUAGUUCAAAGACUAAACGAACUUAUAAUUUAAUAAAGUGGUUAAGGAAUGUUUCAAAUUAUAGUUAUGAGCAAAGAGAUUACCAAUCCUUAUCUCCUCUCAGUCCUUCAGCAAUCAGAUUGAUAGUUGCUAAACGGCACCCAGCAAUAUAUUCAGAACCUAAUAAUAAUGUAGGGAGUUUUUGGCGGACUUUAAUCUCUAGGAAAUAUUGCGCAUUUCUUCUAGACCCUGUUACCAAGAUCUUUGUGUUAUUGGCUUUUAUUUUAUUGCUCGGAAUGUCUAUUUACGGUUUUAUUAAUAUGGAGUCCGGAUUAGAACUCAAAGACUUAUCUCCAAAUAGUUCAUAUCUUCGACAGUAUGAUUAUUUACAAGAACAAUAUUUUGGCAAAUAUGAUAUCCCGGUGUUUAUCAUGUUUCCAAAACAAACCCCAUGGUGGAAUCAGGGAGCAAUUAAUGCUUUAAGGGUAUUAGAUGAACUAAUCGGUAACAGUGAAGAAACAAAGUUUUACAGCGAUCCACUUACAAGAAUGAUAGAUGAUGAUAGCAUUAGGCAUCUUUUUAUUACCGAAAGUAAAGAAAGAUUUGAAUCUAUUUUAUACGCUGAAUUGUCUAAGCCCGGUGGCAAAUACAAACAAUUCCAAAAUGAUUUUAUAUUCGAAGGUAGAAACUUAAUGUCAUGGAAAAUUACUUUGUUUCCCAAAGGAAUGAAGUCAUCUCAAGAAAGAGCAAAUUGGAUGAAACUUAUUAGAGAACAAUGUGGAAUAGUCGAUAGUGUGCAGUUUAUUCCAAUCAUAGCUAUUCCAUGGAACUACAUGAUGCUUUUUUACGAGUCUGAUCUUUAUGUUUCUACAUCAGUUAUAAGUUCAAUCAGUACGGCAAUUAUAAGCAUGUUAGUUGUUGCGUUAAUAUUGAUACCUGAUAUUACAACAGGUCUGAUUGUUUUGAUAAUGAUGCUAUUAAUUGAUCUGUCGGUUAUGGGAUUCAUGUAUUAUUGGGAUAUAAAAUUGCAAAUGAUAUCCAUGAUUUGUAUCGUCAUCAGCAUUGGUUUUAGUAUUGAUUACAGUGCUCAUAUUAGUCAUUCUUUUACGCACUGUCAAGGAAAGACAAAAAAUUUUAGGAGUACAGAGUGUCUUGUUUUGAUGGGGACGCCAGUACUUCACGGGGCUGCUUCUACUCUCGUUGGAAUUCUUAUAUUAGGAUUUAGUGAAUCCUUCAUUUUUCGACUUUUUUUCAAAAUGUUAACCAUGACCUUGGUAUUCGGUAUAUUGCACGGUUUAAUAUUAUUACCAGUUAUUUUGUCGUUAAUUGGCAAAAUGCCAAAAGUAGUAAUUUUACCACCCAAUAAAUUUUUUGCACGAAUUUCUCAUUCUGAACAUGACAAUGCGGAUUAUAUUACAAACAAAGAAAACCAAGGGUAUGCUUUUAAUAAAGGUUAUAACAAACAGUUGAAAAAAUCUGAAACUACAGAUAAAAUAUGCGAAGAUAUAAUUUCAUGGCCUGAAUGGGACAUUGCUGCUCCUAUUAAAAUCGAUUAUGGCUCUAAACCAUUGAAUUCUGUCAGUAAUAAAUCGCCUAUUAAAUUAUAUUCAAGUGAUCUGAAAGAAUUAAAUUCUAGUUUCGGGUUUAUAAAUAAUGAUAAAUAUAAUUUAAAAGAAGGGGCCAUUGAUGUUUGUAGCCAAGCAAGAGGUUCAAUUACUUCUAAAGCAGAUAAAAUUCAUAUUUGUUCGUUUCAUGAUUUGCAGAAAAGCUCAUACAAGGCUAGUUCAACCAUAUCGCACAUUCAGAAAAACACUGAUGUAACUGCUAGUUUAAACAUAAUAUCUGGUGACAAUUAUUCGACAAUGAUCCAGCCUAAUGACCAAUCUGCUUUACUUCAUAAACCAAACGUAAUUUACGGACAGAAUUCUACCAAUUUAACAAAUUUGGACUUGAACCACAAUUAUUUAAGUGACGUUUAUGAACCAAGUUUAAACAUAAUACAAACAUCUAACUCAGCCAAUCGUAAUAUAAAAUCUGUUUCUUACACCCCCAAAGUAUCUUUGUAUAAAUAA